CGCCCUCGGCGCCGUCUGUGGGUGGGGCGUCGCUGUCUGAGUGCUGGCGGUGUGGCAUUGGGAGUCAUGGCUGGUCGUCGAGCUCUGCACUUCGUUUUCAAAGUGGGAAACCGCUUCCAGACGACACAUUUCUUUCGAGAUGUCUUGGGGAUGAAGGUUCUGCGGCAUGAGGAAUUUGAAGAAGGCUGCAAAGCUGCCUGUAAUGGGCCUUAUGAUGGGAAAUGGAGUAAAACAAUGGUGGGAUUUGGGCCUGAGGAUGAUCAUUUUGUUGCAGAGCUGACUUACAAUUAUGGCAUUGGAGACUACAAGCUGGGCAAUGACUUCAUGGGAAUCACACUUGCUUCUAGCCAGGCUGUCAGCAAUGCCAGGAAGCUGGAGUGGCCACUCAGUGAAGUUGCAGAAGGAGUUUUUGAAAUUGAGGCCCCAGGAGGAUAUAAAUUCUAUUUGCAGAAUCGCAGUCUACUUCAGUCAGAUCCUGUAUUGAAAGUAACUCUUGCAGUGUCUGAUCUUCAGAAGUCCUUGCACUACUGGUCUAAUCUACUGGGAAUGAAAAUUUAUGAACAAGAUGAAGAGAAACAAAGGGCUUUGCUGGGCUAUGCUGAUAACCAGUGUAAGUUGGAGCUGCAGGGCAUCGAGGGUCCAGUUGACCAUGCAGCAGCUUUUGGAAGAAUUGCCUUUUCUUGUCCCCAUAAAGAGUUGCCAGACUUAGAGGACUUAAUGAAAAAGGAGAACCAGACGAUACUGACUCCCUUGGUGAGUCUAGAUACCCCAGGGAAGGCCACAGUACAAGUGGUGAUUCUGGCUGACCCUGAUGGACAUGAAAUUUGCUUUGUUGGGGAUGAAGCAUUUCGAGAACUUUCUAAAAUGGAUCCAGAGGGAAGCAAAUUAUUGGAUGAUGCAAUGGCGGCAGAUAAAAGUGAUGAGUGGUUUGCUCAAAGAAACAAACCAAAGGCUUCAGGUUAAUGGAAGACAUCAUGUGAAACAAGCAUUUAUGAUUCUUGCGUGGCACCUGUGAAGCCUGAUGUGUCCCUUUUUGAUAAAUGCUCUUACUACUUAGUUGUGUCCUGCUCAGGCAAGGAGACCUGGGUAGUGAAGAUUUGUAUAUUUCAAUCUUUGAAAGCUCUGAUAUGUUUAGAAAUGAAACCCAAUUAUCAUUAAUCCAGAUAGAGGGAAACUCACUGUAAUCUGCACUUGGACUGUAAUGGUACAUUAUGUAAUAGAUCAGUAACAAAUUAUUUUCCAGACUGGGACAACUCUAUGGGGCAUUAGUCUUGGUUGGGAAUGGAGGGAAUUUUGAUGAAUCAUGUAGAUUUUAAAGGAGUUACUGUUCAAAUAAAUUCAAAUCAAUUGCUUAUAGUAGUCAUAAUUCCAGCAUCUGAUGAUAAAGUGCUGUUCUAAUCUUCUACUCUAGCAGAUCUUAACAUAUACAUUUUUUUAAAGAAAUUCUGUUCCUUAGACAAAGAUUUGGUUAAACCCCAUUUUACUUGCUUUACAUUUUGAGAAGCCAGAGAAAACAGAUGGGAAGGAUUUAAUGUAUUUCUACACACCCAGCUCUGUGCUAGUUUCUUUUUUUUUUUUUUCCAUUCCUUUGCUUUGUUUGCAGUACUGGGAUGGAACCCAGGGGUGCUCUAUCACUGAGAUACAUCCCCAACCCUUUUAAGAAAGUUUUUAUUUUGAGACAAGGUUCACUAAGUUUCCCAGGCUGGCCUUAAACUUCCUAUUCUCCUGCCUCAGCCUCCCAAGUAGCUGGGAUUAUAGAAGUGUGCCCCUGUGCCCCUCUGUGCUAGUUUCUUUAUGUACAAAUGGAUUAAAUGGUUUCUGCAGCCUGAAAAAAAAUGUUA
Messenger RNA from Ictidomys tridecemlineatus (thirteen-lined ground squirrel), 1841 nucleotides. It is a transcript of the gene Glod4, whose product is annotated as glyoxalase domain containing 4. Lineage: Eukaryota; Metazoa; Chordata; Mammalia; Rodentia; Sciuridae. The record is from RefSeq and is a predicted model, not a curated record.